Molecule: messenger RNA, 774 nt
Organism: Penicillium mononematosum
Lineage: Eukaryota; Fungi; Ascomycota; Eurotiomycetes; Eurotiales; Aspergillaceae
Exons: 1
Coding region: 1-774 (257 amino acids)
Source: RefSeq, a predicted model, not a curated record
AUGCCAGUGAUGCUAGAUAACACUUCGUCCCGGCUCUUUCAGACUACACGCACUGGAUUCCAAGCGCUCUGCCAGCAGCUCAUUGACGACCUCCUGAACAAUGGCUUAUCGACCCAGGACGAACUCCGUGAUAGAGUAGAUCAGCUGCAUCUGUCAUUGGAACAGCUUAAACGAGCCGGGCAGAUGAUGGCUAUUGAUUGUCCGACAAAUGAGCUUGUGCGUGUUGUACCUAAUGGAUUCUUCACGGUUCUGCUCGAUCGCCCCGGACAGGACCCGAUGUCCGAGUUUGAUUGGGCCUGUAUUUAUACCGCUGACACUUUGAACAUGCUGAUUGCUGAAUUCUUGCGCUACAGGAACCCCACUGAUAUUGCCCACCAUCUCGAGGCCCAGUCAUUCCUUUGGGAUUUGGUUGUCCAAUUCCCUGUGACCAUUUCCCACGCUGAGGAUUCCGCGCCAGAACCCUAUGUCAAUGCUCUCCAGAUCCCGCCUGCCGCUCGUAUGGCUCGUAUGAACUCGCGGAUUCCGGUGCGGCGUCGCCCUCCUCCUCCUGUUGAUACUUAUUUGGCUUAUAACCGGCCUGUUCCGGGUCCUUAUCCCCCUGGUUUGCCCCCACGACCUGUGCCUGAGUUUGAGCCUGACUCUGAGCCAGUUUCUCCAGUUUCCCCUGGUUCAUCUGGUUCACCUGUUUCAUCGAUUUCACCUGUUUCGUCUGUUUCGCCAACAGGACCUAACUCUACGGGACUUCAUAGGAAUCCCAGAAUUCGUCCUCGGUAA